AUGUCGUCAACAAAAGGCCUAGCCUACGACAGCAUAUCAGCAGAGCUUGGAUCUCACAGCCGCAAUUUGAUUAAACCAGGUCAAUGGGAGCCCAGAAUAGAGUUGUUGAUCCGAGAGGUUCAAGUUAACGGAUAUGUCAUAAUUCCACUGGCAUUUAGUAGAGCUGAGGUUGAUGAGGCUAAAGAGGAAUUGACUCGACUGACAAGAAGUGGACAAGGUGGUCCUGCUGGCAAAGUGGGACGAAACGCAUUUGAAGGCUACAAGACAGGCAGGAUAUAUGCUCUCUUGGAUAAGUCCAGAAUUUUCGAUAAAUUUGUAUCACACCCAGACGUGUUAGCCUUGAACGACUAUUUUCUGGACCCAGGAUAUUUGAUCAACGCCUUUCACAGUAUUUCAAUUCAAUCCGGAGAGAAACAUCAAAUUCUGCAUCAUGAUGAUGGGCAUGUCACAGUGCCACGGCCACAUGCACCGUUUGGAACGGGUGUCAUGGUAGCGUUAGACGCGUUCACCGAGACAAACGGUUCCACAGUCGUUGUUCCAAAGUCCCAUCUCUGGAACUCAAACCGCUGGCCUGCUCAAAACGAGGCAUUCCCAAUUGUGAUGGAAAGUGGGAGUAUGGUAUACUUUCUGAGUACUCUCUGGCAUGGCGGAGGUGAAAACAAUUCGGGGGAGGAACGAAUCUCCCUCAACAUGCAAUACUGUCAGCCUUGGAUACGGCCGUUUGAGAAUCACAUUCUGGCAGUGAGCUGGGAAAAAUUAAGCCAAAUUCCUCCGAAAAUAGUCGAUAUGAUGGGUUACAAAGUUGGAAUUCCAAUGGUCGGCCACGUAGAGGGCUCCAGUCCCCUCAGAGCAGUUAGUCGCCGACUUGACGAGUAUCGAAAUGGGAAGUCCCAAAAUAUGACAAAGCUUUAG
Molecule: messenger RNA, 912 nt
Organism: Talaromyces marneffei
Lineage: Eukaryota; Fungi; Ascomycota; Eurotiomycetes; Eurotiales; Trichocomaceae
Exons: 2
Coding region: 1-912 (303 amino acids)
Source: RefSeq, a predicted model, not a curated record